GAGAAGGGGCACUGAGCACAGCUAGUGACUAGUUUCGGAGUGUUGUCAGUUGCAGUCCUGGGGGGUGGGUGAGGAGCUGCAGUUUAGGCUGACUGAUCUGACAGGUGCUUUCCGAGGAACCCCAUCCUGUGCGAGCCGCUGCUUCCGAUUGCAACUUCCCGCAGAAAGUUUGCAAACAGCCAGCCCUGCGGACCGGAGUUCCCCACAACCGCUACCACCGAGAGGCUGCAUUUGGGGACGAUGAACACCCUCAUCCUCACACUCUGCGUUGUGGUAGGGACAGGGUUUGCUCAGGAUCCUGAUUCGGUCCAUGGCUGUGCCCAAGGCAGCUGCUAUCCAGCUACUGGGGACUUACUGGUGGGUCGUCAGAACAAGCUAACGGCAUCGUCCACCUGUGGCCUGAGGAGACAGCAGCCGUACUGCAUUGUGAGUCAUCUACAGGAUGAAAAAAAAUGUUUCAUCUGUGAUUCCCGUAAACCAUACGAUCGACUGCGAAAUCCCAACAGCCACAGAGUGGAAAAUGUGAUUACAACAUUCGCACAGUAUCGUAAAAAGGCCUGGUGGCAAUCAGAAAACGGUGUGUCCAAUGUCCACUUACGUCUGGACCUGGAGGCAGAGUUCCACUUCACCCACCUCAUCAUGACAUUCAAGACCUUCAGGCCUGCUGCUAUGUUGAUUGAGCGCUCUGCAGACUUUGGCCGCACAUGGCAGGUCUAUCGGUACUUCAGUUAUGAUUGUGCUACUGACUUCCCGCAUGUCUCUCUGGGACCCCUCCGAAAGGUGGAUGAUGUUAUCUGUGAAUCGCGUUACUCUGACAUCGAGCCAUCAACUGAGGGAGAAGUAAUCUAUAGGGUUCUGGAUCCAGCAAUUCCUAUUGAAGAUCCUUACAGUCCUCAGAUCCAGAAUUUAUUGAAGAUCACCAACCUGCGUGUGAAUUUCACCAAGUUACACACCCUGGGAGACAAUCUGCUCGAUUCACGGCAUGAGAUUAAAGAAAAAUACUACUACGCUGUGUAUGAAUUGGUGGUGCGGGGAAACUGCUUCUGCUAUGGUCACGCCAGUGAAUGUGCCCCCAUUGAAGGAAUUCGAGGAGAUAUCGAAGGAAUGGUUCAUGGCAGGUGUAUGUGCAAUCACCAUACGAAUGGGUUAAAUUGUGAGAGGUGUGAUGACUUCUAUAACGAGUUGCCUUGGAGACCAGCCAAGGGACGGCAUACCAAUGCUUGUAAACGGUGUAACUGUAACAAUCACUCUGGGAGGUGUCACUUCGACAUGGCAAUGUACUUAUCCACAGGGAACGUGAGUGGAGGUGUGUGUGAUGAUUGUCACCAUAACACGAUGGGCAAGAACUGCGAGAUGUGUAAACCGUUUUAUUACCAGGACCCAUCCAGAGACAUCCGGGACCCCAGAGUCUGUGUUCCGUGUGACUGUGACCCUGACGGCUCCCUGAAUGGUGGAAUCUGUGACAGUCGGGAUGAUCCGAACCUGGGAAUGAUCGCUGGGCAGUGUCGGUGUAAGGAGCAUGUGGAAGGGUCUCGAUGUGACAAAUGUAAAGCUGGCUACUUUGGGCUGAGCACAGAAAACCCACAGGGCUGUCAACCUUGUUGGUGUGAUCCCUUUGGGACGGUAGCAGGCAGUCUGCCCUGUGACCCCGUGAGUGGAGACUGUUUCUGUAAGAGGCUGGUGACCGGGCGCAGCUGUAACCAGUGCCUGAGUGAACACUGGGCAUUGAGCCAUGACCUCAACGGGUGUCGAGCCUGUGACUGUGAUGUGGGAGGUGCAUAUGACAAUCUCUGCUCGAUGGAAACUGGCCAGUGUCGCUGUCGGAGUCACAUUGUCGGCAGGCAGUGUACGCUUGUGGACUCAGGGUAUUUCUUCAUGGCUCUCGAUCACUACACAUAUGAGGCAGAGCUGGCCCAACUCAGCAUGGGAGCAACUGUUUUACAUCGAGAGCACACUGAAAGUCGUCCUGUCACAUGGACUGGAACUGGAUUCGCAAGAGUUCCAGAAAGGGGCGUGUUGCAAUUUCAGAUUAAUAACAUUCCGUAUUCGAUGGAAUAUGACUUGGUGAUCCGCUACGAACCACAGUUUCCAAAGGAAUGGGAGAAAGUGUCCAUUUCUAUUAUCCGGCCCGGCCCAAUUCCUACCAGCAGCCCUUGUGGGAACACCAUUCCUGCUGAUGACCUGUUAGUUACAAGCUUGCCAUCAGGCUUCAGGUACGUGGUCCUCCCUCAGCCAGUCUGCCUCGAACAUGCAGUCAGCUACACAAUCCGGAUUGAAUUCAAACGUUAUUCUUCCCGUGAGAGGAUUCCUAAUGCCAAUAUUCUUGUGGACUCUAUCGUGUUGGUUCCUCGCUAUUCCUCCAUGGAGAUGUUUAUUGCCGGAGAUGCUACCUCUAUCAGGAGGAAGGAGACCUUUGAGCGUUAUCGCUGCCAUGACAACAGCAUCCCAGUUGUCAAGCCAACAAUAACGGACAUCUGUGCCAAACUGAUCAGCAGCAUGUCAGCUAUAAUUCACAAUGGGGCUCUGCCUUGCCGGUGUGACCCUCAGGGUUCACUGAGUUCGGAGUGUGAGUUGAAUGGGGGACAAUGUCGUUGCAAGCCCAGAGUGAUCGGCCGACAGUGUCAACAGUGUGCUCCUGGAACGUAUGGCUUUGGCCCAGUCGGCUGUCAAGCUUGUAAUUGUAAGCGGGAGGGAUCGUACAACAUGUUCUGUGACCAGCUGACUGGGCAGUGCCAAUGCCGGGCUGGAGCAUUCGGUCGGCAGUGCAGAGAAUGCCAACCUGGCCACUGGGGCUUCCCAAGCUGCCAGCCGUGUCACUGCAAUGGGCUUGCGGAGAGCUGUGACCAACAGACUGGAACUUGCCUUAAUUGCCGGGGCAACACUGUGGGACAAAACUGUGAACGAUGUGCUGCCGGUUACUAUGGAAACCCCAUACUGGGUUCUGGGGAUCAGUGCCGUCCUUGCCCAUGCCCUGGAGCCCUCAGCAGUAGACGACAUUUUGCCACCUCAUGCUACCAGGAUCCUGGGACGAGACAAGUGGUGUGUAACUGCGACGAAGGUUACACAGGUUCUCGAUGUGAAGAAUGUGCACCGGGUUACUAUGGUAACCCCUUGCUACCGGACGGUAGGUGUUUGCCCUGCAUGUGCCACAACAAUAUCGAUGUCAACGAUCCUCAGUCAUGUGACCGACAGACGGGUCAGUGCCUAAAAUGUCUGUACAACACGGAGGGGGCUCGCUGUGAACACUGUCGCCUGGGUUACUAUGGUGAUGCCUCUCGACGCAGCUGCAGAAAAUGUACCUGUAAUCAUCUGGGCACCAGGCCUGAUCAGUGUCCAUCAAAGGACGAGUGUGCAUGUGAUCAAAGCACAGGCCAGUGCUCCUGUCUGCCUAAUGUGAUUGGCCAGAACUGCAAUCGCUGUGCUCUAAACCACUGGAAUCUGGACAGUGGGUCAGGCUGUGUGCCCUGUAGAUGUACCAGUAUCAACUCCUUCACAUCCAAAUGUAAUGAGUUCACUGGCCAGUGUCAUUGCCGCCCUGGGUUCGGGGGUCAGUUUUGCACAGACUGCCAGGAGAAUUACUGGGGCAAUCCCAAUGUGCAGUGUCGAGUGUGUGAUUGUGACCAUCGAGGCAUCGCUACAAGCCAGUGUGAUCGGGUGACCGGGCAUUGCGUGUGCCGUCAAGGGGUAUCUGGGGUGCGUUGUGACAAGUGUGCCCGCGGAUUCUCAGGACAGUUCCCAGACUGCUACCCUUGCCAUCAGUGUUUUGGAGACUGGGAUCGCAUUGUGCAGGACUUAGCGGCUCAGACAAGGAGUCUGGUGGAGCGAGCCAGUGAGAUUAGACUAACUGGAGUCAGUGGUUUCUAUGAAAGUAACUUCCGUGGCCUGGAGGAGAAGUUGCUGCAGGCUCAGAGGAUUGUAAAUGCACGAAACGCAACUGCUAUGGCAGUGGCAGAGCUCAUGAAUGUGAUAAGAGACCUACGGAACCAAAUUUCUGGGACCACAAACAUCUUGAAUGGACUUGAAGAUGUUCUAACUGCAGUACAAAACCAGAACAGUGGUGCGAGUGUUGAACUGAGUAACCUGGAACGUGAAGCAAGAGCCCUGAAUCUUUCCAGCAAGGAGUUAUCCAGACAACUUGACAUACUGAAGCACUCCAAUUUCCUUGGGGCUUAUGACAGUAUACGAAACUCUUACGAUCAGUCGUGUCAGGCAGAGAGGAUGGUAAAUAGUUCCACAGUGACCUUCCCCAGUAUUAUCAGUGCAUCUGCUAGCACCCGUCGUAAGACGGAGCUCUUGAUGAGAACGAGGAAGGAUGAUUUCAAUCGGAAGAAUGCUGCCAACAGACGUGCUCUGAAUGACUUGGCUGCCAAAGUGCAAACAUUAAAUUUGAAGAACAUUAAUGAAAAGGUGUGCGGUGCUCCUGGAGAUUUACCAUGUGCCGACAGCCCAUGCGGUGGGGCUGGAUGUUAUGAAGAUGAUGGAACCAAGCACUGUGGGGGUCUGAACUGCAAUGGUGCCGUUGCAGUAGCUGACACUUCUCUUGAUCGAGCCCAACAGUCAGAAGAAGAACUCCAGAGAGCAAUGAAUGAGGUGGAGGAACUAUUUCAGAAGGUUGCUCAGGCCAAGGUAAAGGCGAAUGAAGCAAAGCAGAAAGCUCAGAUGACUUUGAACAAAGCAAAUGAUGCCAAAGACCGGAUUAAUCGUUCAAACAAAGAACUGCGUGACCUCAUAAAGCAGAUCCGAGACUUUCUUACACAGGAGGGUGCAGACCCUGACAGCAUUGAGAUGGUGGCCAGUCGUGUUCUGGAGCUCUCAAUUCCUGCCUCCCCCCAGCAAAUCCGUUACCUUGCAGAGGAGAUCAAAGACAAGGUCAGUAGUUUGUCUAACGUGGACACCAUUUUGGAUCAGACCGCUGAUGAUGUGAGGAAAGCAGACCAGCUCCUUCAGGAUGCAAGAAGGGCAAGGAGCCGUGCAGAAAAUGUGAAGAACACAGCCGAAGCAGUGAAGCAGGCCCUGGAGGAGGCGAGCCAAGCUCAGCAUGCUGCACAAAAUGCAAUCAGCCAUGCAAAGGGAGACAUUGAAGAGACUGAUCAGGCCCUAAAUGGGAUACGGAGUGAAACAGUGAGUGCGGAGAGACAGUUGAUGAAGGCCAUGGACAGACUGGCACAGCUUGACAACAGAAUUGAUGCACUGAAAAUGAAACGAGCCAACAACAGCCUGGUGGCAUUGCGUGCAGAAGAAACUGCUUCAGUAGCACGAGAGAAAGCCAAUGAGGCCAAACAGAUGCUGGAGGGACAGCUCUCAGAUAAAUAUAAAAUUAUGCGUGGUCUUAUAGACCGAAAGAGUGGCACAGUUUUCGAUGCUAAACACAGAGCGGAGAGUCUUCGAGAUGAAGCCAAGCAGCUCCUGAGAGAUGCACAAGAGAAGCUGGAGAGAUUGAAUGAUCUCGAGGGUCAGUAUGAAGCAAAUGAACAGGUUCUGCAAGAGAAGGCCCGGCAGCUGGAUGGCCUGGAGGACAAGAUGAAAGAAAUUUUGACAGCCAUUAAUCAACAGAUCCAAAUCUACAAUACCUGCCAAUAAAUGAACACUUACCAAAAAAGAAAAUAAACCUACAUAUAAAUCAG
This is a messenger RNA of Hemiscyllium ocellatum (epaulette shark), 5624 nucleotides long. RefSeq names its product laminin, beta 2 (laminin S) (gene lamb2). NCBI's taxonomy places the organism in Eukaryota, Metazoa, Chordata, Chondrichthyes, Orectolobiformes, Hemiscylliidae. Bases 241 to 5580 code for a protein of 1779 amino acids. The transcript has 33 exons. The record is from RefSeq and is a predicted model, not a curated record. Gene Ontology annotation, biological process: substrate adhesion-dependent cell spreading; basement membrane assembly; cell migration. Gene Ontology annotation, cellular component: laminin trimer. Gene Ontology annotation, molecular function: extracellular matrix structural constituent.